CAGCAGUGAGGAGGUGCUGCAUGCUUCCUCUAUUUUUUUUUUUCUUCUUCCCCUUCUCUUUCCGGGUGUGCGCUGUGUGUUUUCAAAACUCUCAGCUGAUUCCAGCGCUUGUCCACUUAACUGACAGCCAUGGACAGCAUGGAGGCGCCGUUAGGUUCUUUCAAGAACCCCAUCAAGUUUAAAGAUCAGGACUUUAACAGUCUCUCAGAGAAGUGCCUCAAGUCUGGCGAGAUGUUCUCUGAUCAGAGCUUUUCGGCCGAGCAGAAGUCCAUCAGCAUGCCAGAGGAUGACGACCCCAAAAAGGCCAUCAAGUGGAAGAGACCCAAGGACAUCAGUGGGAAUGCUGUCUUUGUGGAGGGCACCAUCGGCACCACUGACAUCUGUCAAGGUCAGCUAGGUAACUGCUGGCUGCUGGCAGCGCUUUCCUGUCUCACCAUGCACCCCAAACUCUUUGUCAAGGUGGUACCGCCCAACCAAAGCCUGUCCAAGUCUUAUGCCGGUAUCUUUCAUUUCAGGUUCUGGCAGUAUGGCGAGUGGGUGGAGGUGGUCGUGGAUGACAGGCUGCCAGUGCGAGAAGGCCGUCUCCUCUUCAGCUACUCUCACACCCGCAACGAGUACUGGAGCGCCCUGGUGGAGAAGGCCUACGCCAAGUUGAUGGGAUCGUACGGAUGUCUAAGGGGCGGCAAUAUUUCGGAGGGGAUGGAGGAUUUCACGGGAGGCAUCGCGUACUCUCUGCCCGUCUCCUCGCACACGCCUCGCGUCUUCUGGAGGUUGCUGACGGCCGCCCUCGCCCGAGGCAGUUUGCUCAGCUGCUUUAUUCAGGCCAACAGCUACAAGGAAGUUAGUAAAGUAAACGCGGAUGGGCUGAUAAAGGGCCACGCCUACGCCAUCACUGACACCGACCAGGUCAAGCAUGAGGCAGAUGAGGUUUUGCUUCUUAAGCUGAGGAAUCCAUGGGGCUUUGUUGAGUACCGUGGACCUUGGAGUGACAAAAGCAAAGAAUGGCAUGACAUAUCCAGAGAGGAGAAAGAGAGGCUCGAAAUGAAACGUAGGGAAGAUGGCGAGUUCUGGAUGAGCGCUGAUGAUUUUUGCAAGAAGUUUGACUUUGCGGAGCUCUGCAGUAUCAAUCCUGACAACCUUGUGGAGGGAAAAAUAGUGGAGCCCAUUAGCUCCUCCUCCGGGUCUAAAUGGACCAUCAACGAGCAUGAAGGAUUUUGGCUGAAAGGGAGCUCGGCCGGCGGAAGCCGAAAAUACAACCGCUCCUUUUGGAAGAACCCUCAGUUUGAGCUGAUUCUCACGGAGCAGGAUCAGCCGGAUGAGGAUGACGAGGAGGAUGAGGAAGACUGCGACGAAGAGGAGGAGAGCGGGCCGAACAAUGGCAUGAAGACAGAGAAGCAGAAGAUAAAAGCCAAGAAGUGCACGGUGCUGGUGGAAAUCCUGCAGAAAAACCGCAGGCGCAAGAAUCAAGUCCACUUCCUCUAUAUGGGCUUCCACAUCUACAAGGUUCCCUCUGAGCUUUACGGUAUGUGUCUGGACCGCAACUUCUUCUUGAAAAAUCGUCCAGUUGGUCGUUCUGGGAAAUACAGGGCUCAAAGGGCUGUGUGGAGGAAAAUGCACCUGGAGCCCGGUCACUACGUCCUCGUGGCGUCCACCUAUCGACCCAACCAGCCCGGAGAGUUCUUUGUCCGCAUCUUCUCCAAAACCGCCAACAGUUUGGGAACUCAGGAUUUUACAUGCACCUCAAGCUAUCUCCCGGCGAUGGCUGCCCCUCUUACACCAGAGGAUAAAAUGAGAGUUCUGAGGACUUUUGAUGAAGAGGCUGGACCAGAUGACAGGCUGAGCCCCAGGGAGCUGAAGACACUUUUCAACUCAGUCCUGGACAAAGAUUACCACCUGCCGUUGGAGACGUGCAGGCAGCUUAUUUUUGGAGAGGACACUAAAGGAAGAGCCAGUUUGAACCGUCAGCAAACAGAAGCUUUGCUGUCAGAGCUACGCCAUUUGCAGACCAUCUUUUUCCAAUUUGAUGAGGACUCUUCCGGCACCAUGAGUCCUUUUGAACUCUCUGCAGCUCUGCAAGCCAUGGGGAUGAAGUGCGACGAUAAAGUAGUCCAGCUGCUGUAUGAGCGCUUCGCAUCCGGAGAGCUUCACCUGCCCUUCCACGACUUUGUCGCCGGCAUCACCCGCCUGCGCAAACUUUUUGCAUUGUAUGAAUCAGAGAACAACCGCGAGGUGAAAGACAGAGGCAUCAAUGCUUGGCUCAUUCGCUUUCUGCUGGUGUGACGAGCGUCUCCGUGUGGAUCCGGCAGAGCGUCAUUGAGUUGACACACUGACACUAUCACAUCCACGCAAGUGUUUUUCCAGUCAUUUCUAUGCACUGAACGUCAAGAAAAUUUCCAGUAUGUCUUAAAAGUCUCAUGUUUGCCCCUACACUGGUUAUAAAAAGUCUACACACCCCUGUUUUGCUCAAGAAAUGAGACCAAGAUCAUAAUUUCGCAACCUUUUUCACCAUGAUUGAAACUAAUAAUCCGAGAAAUAUUUUAGACAAGGAAAGUAAAAGGUAACAACUGUGAUCAUGUGUUUGCAAAAGUGUGCACACCCUGGGGAUGUGGCUGUGUUCAGCACAGCCACAUCGCCACUUAGGAGAGGGUGUGCACACUUAUGCAACUACACUACAUCAGUUGUUUAUUUAUUUUCCCCUCUAUUGGAUUAUGCAGUAUAGACCACACACAAGGCGGGAAACAUUUUGAAAUGAUAAUCAUGGUCUAAUUUGUUUAUUUCACAGAAACUUGGCAUUUGGACAAGGGGGUGUGUUGUCGACUUUUUAUCCCCAACGUAGCUAUAAUCACACAUCUUAUCGUAGCAAGCACCACCGCGACCCCGACAGUUUGCUCAUCAGGUUCUCAAGAGCAUAGCUUGGCUGAUAUCUAUAAACUCACCAACUGACUGACACACACGCACAAACUGAGCACUGUUUGUCUCGGUGCGAACGUGAGGGUGAUGUCUCAGCAACGUUCCACGCUAUUCUUAUCACACUGACGCCACAUACAGCGUCAACACACCCUCACUCCCUCCAUCAUCCCUCAUUACAUCCCGUCACCCCACCAGCGCCGGCAUCAGCCUGUUCUCUCUAGUGUCUGAGUCGCACAAUUUGCAUCCUCCACCCUUUUAAACACUUAAUGUCCUCUCUACAUGUGCUGCUAUUAAUAAAUCCUUUGCUGCUCUCACA
Molecule: messenger RNA, 3226 nt
Organism: Syngnathus acus (greater pipefish)
Lineage: Eukaryota; Metazoa; Chordata; Actinopteri; Syngnathiformes; Syngnathidae
Gene: capn12
Product: calpain 12
Exons: 22
Coding region: 130-2280 (716 amino acids)
Biological process (GO): proteolysis; negative regulation of apoptotic process
Cellular component (GO): cytoplasm
Molecular function (GO): calcium-dependent cysteine-type endopeptidase activity; calcium ion binding
Source: RefSeq, a predicted model, not a curated record